Messenger RNA from Girardinichthys multiradiatus, 2744 nucleotides. RefSeq names its product vascular endothelial growth factor Ab (gene vegfab). Lineage: Eukaryota; Metazoa; Chordata; Actinopteri; Cyprinodontiformes; Goodeidae. The record is from RefSeq and is a predicted model, not a curated record. Gene Ontology annotation, molecular function: heparin binding; growth factor activity; vascular endothelial growth factor receptor 1 binding. The coding region runs from base 664 to 1233 and encodes 189 amino acids. Gene Ontology annotation, cellular component: membrane. Gene Ontology annotation, biological process: vascular endothelial growth factor receptor signaling pathway; sprouting angiogenesis; positive regulation of endothelial cell proliferation. The transcript has 7 exons.
CAGUCACAGAACGGUGAAAUCAAGAGAGGGAGGAACACGCUCGGUUCUCCCGGCUGACCUGCUUUAAGGCGUAAUGACACAGGGAUAAAAACACCCAAAGCAAAUUGACUAACUUUAUUUUUCUAGGACGUUAUUCAGUUACCGAUCUCUUCUUUUUCUUUUCUUUUUUUAUUUUGACUAUCUAUCUGACCGUGUUUCUGUCUGUGAACGUCAAGCGGCUCCACGGCUUCAAGUUACAUAUAGGAGCAAGCUGCAAGUUCCAAAAGGACAGACCUUUGGAGGCGUCUGGCCCACAAGCAUGGGAUUAUUCGUCAAAUGUGGCGAAGAAAUAAGGAUCUGCUGCUGAAGGAUGUGAGACGUUGUGCGUCUUGGAUUCUCGCGUUUCUGGAUAUCUUGAAAAUCAUUGGCAACAGUUGAGAAGAGAGGGGGGGAAUUAAAAAAAAGGAUUGUGUAUACAUUCAUAUUGCUCCAACCUUGGGACCAGCAAUGGAUUUACAUCCCCCGAUCCCUGUUUUCUGAUAAGUUCCCACUUGUUCUGUUUCUUUUCUUUCUUUAUUUCCUAAAGAAAGUUUUUACUGAAGAGCAAAAACCGCAUCGGCCGGUUAAAAGUUUUGGAAACCGUCGCUCAGCCCUUGCUUUAUUUUGGACUGGAUUUCCAACACCAUGAACUUUAUUGACAGGUUGACACUAUUAUUUUUGACGCUGUCAGCUGUCAAGAGUGCCCACAUACCGAAGGAAACAGAGAGAGGUCCAAAUGACGUGAUCCCUUUGAUGGAGGUGUACAACAAGAGUUUGUGUCAGCCCAGAGAGGUGCUGGUGGAUAUCCUGCAGGAGUACCCGGAUGAGGUGGAGCACAUUUUCAUCCCAUCCUGCGUGGUCCUGAAGCGCUGUGCUGGCUGCUGCAGUGAUGAGAUGUUGCAGUGCACCCCAACAGCCACCUAUAAUGUCACGAUGGAGAUUAAAAGAAUAAAACUCCAAAGGCAACAAAAUGACAUUUACAUGAGUUUUACAGAACACAGCGCAUGUGAGUGUAGGUUAAAGACAGAAGUCAGAGAAAAGAAAGAAAAUGUCUGUAAGCCAUGUUGUGAUAACUGCACAGAGAGGAGAAAGCGUUUGUUUGUGCAGGAUCCUUCGACCUGCCGGUGCUCCUGCAAACAUACAGUUGAAUACUGUAAAGAACGCCAGCUAGAGCUCAACGAGAAGACCUGCAAAUGUGACAAGCCGAGAAGAUGAGAGAGGUGACAGCACCAGAUGUACAAGAUGAAGGAAUAUUUUAGAGAUAUUUCACAGCACAGCACUUUGACCUUUGUACCCUUUUCUGUGGAAAGCAUUCCCCCUGGACUGAGAGAGAACAAAGAGAAAGACUGAACUUUCCUCCCUCUCUAUAUCUGUUUGUAUAUAGAUCAUAUAAAAAAAAAAGUACAGAAUUGUUAUGCUGCUACAGAAACAAAUAACUAAACCCAUCAUUUGACUAAAAGCGAAGUAGCUGUCACGUGAUUUUGUAUUCUAACGGGCUUUCGACACAGGUGUGGUCUUAUUGUCAAUUCAUUGUAUGCAAUUAUUUCACUGGAUAUGAGUCUACUGUGGUCGUGCGUCAGUCAUAACAUGCAAAACCUCUGGAUAUAUUUAACUUCUAAAACGGUGGGUGAGCGUGAAGAAGACAUGGGUGUGCUCUGCUUUCUAAAAUGAUGGUUGGACUUUGGUUGGCUGACACUUUUGGAGAAAAAGGACAGGACAAAUGGGAUAGCGGAAGAAAACAGUCCCUGCUCAAGAUUGCUUCCCUCUGAGGACAGUGACGGACUCGUGGACUUUCAUAUUGGGUUCCUCUGGAAUGAUGGUGCCAUAUACUUUCAAAGGGAUACUGGUUGUUGGGAUAUCAUUUAAUAUUUUGCAAUGUGCUACAAGAAAACCACUGAAAAUAUUCUAUAUACUGUAGAUUGAUUCCAUUUGAAAACUGUGCCUCACUCAAUGUACUGAGAAAUUCUUUGAGUGCUUUUUAAAUUAUUUUUUGUUUCCUUUGCAAAAGAGCAGAUUGUCAAAGUAGUUUUCUUUAUUGAACACACUACAAAAUUCAUUGAUUAUACAUCUGAACUUGUACAUAAGUAAUAUCCCUUUAUGCCAUCGUCCAUUCUAGAUAAUUUAUAAUGUUAUAGAGUAUUUUUCAGUAUUCAGUCUUGUACACAUAUUUAAUUCUGUCUAUUUAUGUAUGUUGCGUUAUGUACUUGUAGCUGCCUUUUUUUCUAUAUGUGUAAGGUCACUGAUUGCUACUCUCAGCAUGGAUUCUCUCUUUACUUUUCUAUAAAACAAGUAAAAAAUCAAAAAUGAUAUGUCAACAUUCCCUAAAUAGAUUAUCUGUACUGCCUUAUCAAUGACAUCGCUAUUUCAACCCCUUGUCAUCUACGGGGGCGGGUGCCAUGUAGAGUUUUAACUUUUAUGAGUGUGUCGCCUGUACGAAUGUGUGUUUGAAUGAAAGUGUUCACCUGCCCUUAGGAGUUACUAAAUUGUAUUUAAGAAAGUAGCAAGUUUGUGUUUUAUUCAUUGUUCAAAAUAAGUAUACACUACCGUAAGACAACCACAAAUUUAAAAUUGGAUCUCCAUUCUGACCCCCAUCAUUCUUAGAACCUCUAUUAUAAGAUAUUUUUGUGUCUUCUACACUAUUAACAUGUUUUUUUUUUGUCUAUGUAAAACAGUAAAACAUAUUUAUUUCAAAUCAUAUUGUUUUUAUAUAAAAUAAGGAAAAGGUU